AUGACUACACAAAUUAUAGAAGAAGCGGAGGGGGUAGCAUUCGACUCCUCAGUUUUCGACACUGCGCCCUUCAUUCCGGCCGAUGCGAUCUUUGCGCUCACAGCGAAGUACAUUUCUGACCCGUUUUCCGACAAAGUAAACCUUGGGCAGGGAACAUACCGAGAUGAGAAGGGCAAUCCAUGGGUUUUACCAUCUGUUCAAAGAAGUCGAGAAAUACUUCUUGCUGAGGGACUGUAUCACGAAUACUUGCCAAUCCUUGGUCUACAAGACUUCCGCGAGGAAGCUACGAAGUUAGCCCUGGGAAUCGACAUUUACCGAAAACGAAAAUUGAAGCUCGCCACAUGUCAAAGUCUUUCCGGCACCGGCGCGCUUCAUUUGGCAGGCUUGCUCCUCAGAACAUGUCGGAAACCUCUGCCGAAAGUGUACAUUCCUACUCCAACAUGGUCCAAUCAUACUCAGGUUUUUGAAUCUCUGGGCUUCCAGUGCGAAUCUUUCAAGUAUUACGAUGAGGGAAAGAAGAACCUGGAUAUUGACUCUUACUGUUCUGCUCUGAGGAAUGCAAAGCCAAAUUCUAUCGUUAUCAUUCAUGCCUGCGCACACAAUCCUACGGGCUUUGACCCUUCCAAAGAACAGUGGGCAACAAUUGGUGAAAUUAUGAAGCAAAACAAUUUGUUCCCUGUGUUUGAUGCUGCCUACCUAGGCUUUAACUCGGGUAACGUGGACGAGGAUGCUUUUGCUAUCCGCUACUUUAUUGAGGAGCUAGAUAUGGAAGCCGCUGUGUGUCUUUCCUUUGCCAAAAACAUGGGACUUUAUGGCGAGAGAACGGGAUGCAUCUUUGUUAAAACAAGCAAUGAAAAAGCAGCAACAAAUACCCAGUCGGUCUUGGAGAUGCUCCAACGCUCUGAGGUCUCAAACCCACCUGCUUACGGCGCAAAAAUUGCCGCUACAGUAUUGAAGAACCAUUCGCUAAGAGAAGCGUGGUAUGCUGAUCUGGACACUAUGAGUGGCCGAAUUCGUUCUAUGAGAAUGGCUUUAUAUAAAGCCUUGAUUGAGAAUGGUGCGGCUGGCUCAUGGGAUCAUUUGAUUCGCCAGUCAGGAAUGUUCGGGUUCCUUGGUCUUUCCCCGAACGUGGUUCGGAAGCUGAGAGAGGAUUAUCAUGUUUAUAUGGCCGAUAAUUCUCGAAUUUCGAUUGCGGGGCUCAAUCCUGGGAAUAUUGACUAUGUGGCUCGCUCAAUCGCUUCUGUCCUGAAGGAAUGUUAG
Molecule: messenger RNA, 1260 nt
Organism: Penicillium macrosclerotiorum
Lineage: Eukaryota; Fungi; Ascomycota; Eurotiomycetes; Eurotiales; Aspergillaceae
Product: pyridoxal phosphate-dependent transferase
Exons: 5
Coding region: 1-1260 (419 amino acids)
Biological process (GO): L-aspartate biosynthetic process
Cellular component (GO): cytosol
Molecular function (GO): pyridoxal phosphate binding; L-aspartate:2-oxoglutarate transaminase activity
Source: RefSeq, a predicted model, not a curated record